GUUCAGAUUAGAAGCAGAGAAGAACACAACUGGGAAUAACAGGUCUCAUAUACCCACAUAUAUUUAACCAUGGAGCCUAAAAUCAUUCAGAUGGCAGCCCUGGGAAGGGCCCUGUAUCCUGGCAUGUUGUACGACUGCCGCAGUGACUCUUUUAUUCCAGGUGUUACUUUAUGGGACAAGAAAGCAUUGCGUAAUGAUAUUGAUGUUCAUGACCAGACUAGAACAUUUGUCAAGCUUGCUGCCUCUGACAGCCUCAGUUCAAAGGCCAACCUCCUAGAUGUGAGCGCUUCCCUAAAAGCUAGUUUCUUUUGUGGAUUGGUGGAGGUUGGAGGAUCUGCCAAGUACCUACAGGAUUCCAAAUCCUCAGCACGUCAGUCCAGAGUUACUAUGCAGUACAGCCAGACAACAAAAUUUGAACAGCUCACUAUGAAGGAGCUCGGUAAUAUCACCUACCCACAAGUAUUUGACCAGAAAUCAGCCACUCAUGUAGUAACAGCUGUACUGUAUGGAGCUACUGCUUUCAUGGUGUUUGAUUAUACAAGUUCAGAAAGUGAGAACAAGCAGGAAAUUGAAGGAAACCUUCAAGCUGUGGUCAAGAAGAUCCCUACUAUUUCAAUUGAGGGGCAAGCAUCCCUAACUAUGAAUCAACAAGAGAAGAAAUUAUCUGAGAAUUUGAAUGUAACCUUUUAUGGUGACUAUGAGCUCGAUGAAAACCCCACCACAUAUGCUGAGGCUCUCAAGGCUUGCAGUACGUUGCCCAGUCUGCUGAGGAAAAAAAGCAGUAAAGGUGUUCCAUUGACUGUGUGGCUGUAUCCUCUCACACUUUUGGAUGCUAGAGCUGCUAAGCUGCUAAGAGAAAUAGGUUUGAGCCUGGUGGCUAAAACAGAAAAAUUGUUGGAGGAGCUUGAUGAAGUACAGAGAAGAUGCAAUGAUAUGAUCAAAAUGCCAGUUACAAAUGAUUUCCCUGAAAUAAAGGAAAGAUUGAAAAGCUUUCAGGAACUACUCGGUUAUUAUAAAGUAGCAUUCCAGAAGGCACUGGUCAGUGUUUUGCCAAAUAUUCGGAGUGGGGCCGUGGAUGACAGUGCACUGGGUCUUAUCCUGGAGAACCAUUACAAGUCACCAUUUACAGCUGCCAACAUGAACAAGUGGUUAGAUGACAGCUUAGGUGAAUUAAAUAUACUGACGUCCUAUACCAGUGGGCUGAAAGACAUGCCAGUUGUAACAUCCUCAGGGUCAUUUAAUUCCAUCCUCUUUGAUGCUGAUGUUGAUGUGUUGGUUUCGUUUACAUUUACAUCUUUAAUGAAUGAAGACUCCUUCAUAACUGCUAUCGAAGACUUUGUGAACUCUGAAGGGUUUAGUAACUUGGACCAAAACAGUGCAAAUGCUUUCACAUUCCAAGCAAUAAAGCCUUGGUUCAUGUCUUCUGAUAUUUCAGCAAAAAUGAGGCAGAAUCUUUCUCUCUUUACAAGUUUUUACAAGGCCAAUAAAAAUGUGAAGAAAGUCAAAUUCAUUGUUGCCUCCAUAUCUGACCCCAGCAAUCCAGGAUCCUCUAUCCGACUUUAUCAGAACGGCACUUUGACUAAUGCUAACUUCCAGCCUGUAUCCAAGCCUGCUGCACCUGUGGUGGACACUAGUGAUGGGAAAGUCACCCUGAACCUUUCAAAAUCCACAACCGGAGAUACUCUACAGUUCAAAAUUGAGUACAGAAAUACCCAGCCAACCGAUUCUGCAAGUGAUGCUACCGCAUGGAAAGUAAUCACAACUCCAGAUGCAAAGACCACCUUUAACUUGACUGGAAUAAAGCAAGACGAGCAACAAUGGGUCCGAUACUCAGCUAUUGGUAAAGUGGGAGUGAGUGAAGCCAGCGAUUAUGUCCCCUUCGUAAUAGCAGGGAAGAUCGAUUACGCAAUAAGUCAAUGGAGCACCUCCAUGCCAGUCCUCAUUGAUAAAAUAAGGAACAAAAUUAUGACCAAUACAGGCAUGUCACGCUGGUCAAACUCUAUUAUCAAAUCAGAAAUUCAAAAUGCUGUCAACAGUCCUACUAUUGCUUACACUGGACCAAUUACUGGAGGUCUGAAAACCGGAAUGGCCAUGUAUUUCCAAGGCAGUGCUCUUGCAACAGGAAAAUCCUUUGAAAUAGAUUUUAUAGCCGGGGCAAAGGAAACUGGCGAUGUUACUCUUUACAUGGGUUUUAAUAUUGAUGAUUCACUGUCCUUCAACACCCGAAGGGGUCAGACUUGGGAGAGCCAAGAACGCAUAACAUCGUAUACUGUUGCCAAAGGAUCAGCCUUUGACGUAUUUUUUGUGGUCAAACAAGAAGGCUGGGAGGUAUGCAGAUUAAAAUCAUAA
Molecule: messenger RNA, 2349 nt
Organism: Tachysurus fulvidraco (yellow catfish)
Lineage: Eukaryota; Metazoa; Chordata; Actinopteri; Siluriformes; Bagridae
Product: cytolytic toxin-alpha-like
Exons: 6
Coding region: 70-2349 (759 amino acids)
Molecular function (GO): carbohydrate binding; protein binding
Source: RefSeq, a predicted model, not a curated record